Salvelinus namaycush (lake trout) is the source of this 7782-nucleotide messenger RNA. RefSeq names its product fibronectin 1a (gene fn1a). NCBI's taxonomy places the organism in Eukaryota, Metazoa, Chordata, Actinopteri, Salmoniformes, Salmonidae. Gene Ontology annotation, molecular function: integrin binding; proteoglycan binding. The record is from RefSeq and is a predicted model, not a curated record. The transcript has 47 exons. Gene Ontology annotation, biological process: nervous system development; heart development; cell-substrate junction assembly. Bases 167 to 7666 code for a protein of 2499 amino acids. Gene Ontology annotation, cellular component: extracellular region.
GCUGUGUGCAAAAGGGGGAAAAAAUUUGGUUUCACGGACAGUACAACCGAACUAGCCUCCGACUUCACUGUGGAUCUUUCAUGUUUUUAUUUUUUUUUAGAAGAGCCACAUCAAACUACCUCUAAGAUUACACAUUUCUCCCAGAUUUUCCUGUCCCGUAAUCAGUAUGUCCAGUAGCCCUAUUAUCAGGGUUCUGGUGGUGCUUUGCAUCGGGACCGCUGUGAACUGUAUGCCGAACAGGAAAAGCAGGCGGCAGGCUCAUCAGGGAGAAAUAAAAAUACCUUCAGUAUCAUCCGUCUCUCAAGACGGCUGCAUUGAUAAUGGGCAAAUGUAUAACAUUAACGACCAAUGGGAGCGUUCCUAUCUGGGCACUAUGUUGAUCUGCACUUGUCACGGAGUUGCAGGAAUUAAGUGUAAAACGAAACCCGAAGCUGAGGAGACCUGCUACGAUAAGAUCAACGCCAGGUCUUAUCGGGUUGGCGAGACCUAUGAGAGACCCAAAGAGGGCAUGAUCUGGGACUGUACAUGCAUUGGCUCAGGCCGGGGGAAAAUCAGCUGCACCAUUGCCAACCGCUGUCAUGAGGGCGGUCAGUCCUAUAAGAUUGGGGACACGUGGAAGAGACCUCAUGACACUGAAAGCUAUAUGCUAGAGUGUGUCUGUCUGGGCAACGGCAAGGGAGAGUGGACCUGCAAACCUGUUGCGGAGCGUUGCUAUGACAACACGGCGGGGACAUCCUACGUGGUGGGUGAAACAUGGGAGAAACCGUAUCAGGGCUGGAUGAUCGUAGACUGCACCUGUCUAGGAGAGGGGAGUGGCAGGAUCACCUGUACCUCUAGAAAUCGGUGUAACGACCAGGACACACUGACGUCCUAUCGUAUCGGAGACACCUGGAGCAAGACGGACGCUCGAGGUCACAUGCUGCAGUGUCUGUGUACGGGGAACGGGCGUGGCGAAUGGAAGUGUGAGAGACACGCCUCCCUCCACACUACCGGUCUGGGCACUGGGUCCCGUGUGGUCACCAACAUCCAGCCGGCUGUGUAUCAGCCCCACCCCCUUCCCCAGCCCGGCCUGGAGCCUCUCCCCGGUCUAGCCCAGGAAGGGGCCUGCCAGACGGACGCGGGGGUGGCCUACGCCCUGGGGAUGAGAUGGAUCAAGACCCAGGGGAGCAAACAGAUGCUGUGUACCUGCCUGGGCAACGGGGUCAGCUGUGAGGAGUGGGAGGGCCCAGCCCCAGUGUACGGUGGGAACUCUAAUGGUCAGCCCUGUGUGUUCCCCUUCACCUUUAUGGGAAAGACCCACCACUCCUGUACCUCAGAGGGACGCCCCGACGGGCAGCUGUGGUGUUGUGUUUCCUCCGACUGCGAGACAGAACAGAAAUUCUCCUUUUGUACCAAGAAGAAUGUGAUGGUGACAACCAGAGGAGGAAACUCUAACGGUGCUCUGUGUCAGUUCCCCUUCCUCUACAAUGGGAGAAACUACACAGACUGUAGCGCCGACGGGCGCAGGGACGGCAUGAAAUGGUGUGGAACCACCACCAACUAUGACGGUGAACAGAGGUUUGGCUUCUGCCCCAUGGCUGCUCACGAGGAGGUGUGUACGACCAGCGAGGGCGUGAUGUACCGUGUGGGAGACCAGUGGGACAAACGCCACGAUGUCCUGGGACACAUGAUGCGCUGUACCUGCGUUGGGAACGGACGUGGAGAGUGGAGCUGUAUCGCUUACUCCCAGCUCAAAGAUCAGUGUAUUGUGGACGGGUUGACCCAUGAGGUGAAUCAGACCUUCACUAAGCUUCAUGAAGAGGGCUACAUGAUGAACUGUUCCUGUUUCGGACAGGGCCGUGGGCGCUGGAAGUGUGACGCCAUUGACCAGUGCCAGGAGCCAGAGACCAGGGUGUUCUAUCAGAUCGGCCAAUCAUGGGACAAACUGAUCCACAGCGUCAUGUACAAGUGUUAUUGCUAUGGCAACGGUAUCGGCGAGCUCAGCUGUGAGCCCCAACAGUCUUUCCCAGGUGGUAACCGUCCAGUCCAGGUGAUCAUCUCCGAGUCUGGUAACCAGCCCAACUCCCACCCCAUCCAAUGGAACGCCCCGUCCUCCGCACACAUCACACAGUACAUACUCAAGUGGAGAGUGAAAAACACCCGUACCCCUUGGCGAGAGGUGAAUAUCCCGGGUCACCUCAACUCCUACACUAUCGCUGGCCUGAAGCCAGGCAUCACCUACGAGGGUCAGCUGAUCAGUGUGCUACGUUUCGGACGCCGCGAGGUCACACGCUUCGACUUCACCACCACAUACGGCUCCUUGGCGACCUCCGAGGGAGAGACCACCCAGCCUCCUCCGGUGGUGGACAUCAGUGAGUCUGUUACAGAGAUCACUUCCAGCAGCUUUGUCAUCUCCUGGAUGUCUGCCUCUGACACCGUGUCUGGCUUCAGGAUCGAGUACGAGCUCAGCGAGGAGGGACAAGAGAGAGGACAGCCCAUGAUUCUCGAUCUCCCCCGCACCGCUACCUCUGUGAACAUCAAUGAGCUGCUUCCUGGAAGGAAAUACACUGUGAAUGUGUACGAGGUGACACCUGCUGGAGAGCCCAACCUCAUCCUCACAACCUCUCAGACCACUGCUCCGGACGCUCCCUCUGACCACGAGGUGGACGAGGUGGGAGAGACCUCUAUCAUAGUCAGCUGGGAGAAACCCCUGGCUCCUAUCACAGGUUACCGUGUGAUCUACACCCCGUCUGUAGAGGGCAGCCACAACGGAGCUGCGACGGAGCUCACCCUGCCGGACACCGCGACCUCCGUGACCUUGAGUGACCUUCGACCAGGUCUGCUCUACAACAUCAGUAUCUACGCAGUGGAGGAUAGUCUGGAGAGCGAACCUGUGUUCGUACAGGUCAACACAGCCGGAGAACCCUUACCAGAGGAAGUCCCGUCUCCUACAGACUUGCAGUUCUUCGAGGUGUCUGACGUGAAGAUCACCAUCACCUGGACGGGGCCCCCUACUGACGUGUCUGGGUACAGAGUGACUGUGGCCCCCGUCGGUCCCGACGGGACCCCUCAGAGAGAACUCCAGCUCCCCGUCACACACAACGCCUAUGCAGAGGUCACCCACCUGACCCCCGGGACUCCGUACCGCUUCAGCAUCUACACCGUCAAGGGAGGAGAGGAGAGCCAGCCGCUGGUUGCAGACCAGGCUACCAAGCCUGAUUCCCCAGCUGAUGUUCAUUUCACCAACGUGACUGAGGACAGUGCUCUGAUCAUGUGGGUGCCCCCCCGGGCCCGCAUCACCGGAUACCGUCUGUUCCUGACUCUGGAGGGAUCAAACCCUAAACAGCUACGCCUGCCCGCCCGCCUGUCUCAGUACACCCUGCUCAACCUCCGCCCAGACACGGAGUACACGGCCAUCCUGCACUCUGAACAGGAUAAUACGCUCAGUGAGGGCGCCUCCAGGACCUUCUCCACCACUCAGCUAAUGGGGAACGCCCCUCGCUUCAGUACUGAUGUCACAGACACCUCCAUCAUCAUCUCCUGGACACCCGUACCCCGAGUGGGAUACAAGUUGACGGUGAGGCCCAGUCAGGGAGGCGAGGCCCCCAGAGAUGUGACCUCUAACUCGGGCAGCAUUUAUAUCUCAGGCCUGACCCCUGGGGUUGAGUACACCUACAGCGUUCAGCCAAUCGUCAACGGAUAUGAGCAGGGCAACCCAAUCACACGCCGCAUAGUCACACCUCUGUCUCCUCCUACUGACCUCAAACUGGAGUCCCACCCUGACAGAGGAGAGCUGACUGUCCAGUGGACCGAAGCCAGCACCCCAGACAUCACCGGCUACAGGGUGACAUGCACGCCAACCAACGGGCAGCGAGGAAACAGCCUGGAGGAGUUUGUGAAAGCGGGUCGGACCUCGUGCACGCUGGAGAACCUCAGCCCUGGCGUGGAGUACAACGUCAGUGUCUUCACCGUUAAAGAUGACAUGGAGAGCGUUCCUGUCUCCGCCACCGUUACGCAAGACGUGCCCCAGCUAACAGACCUCAACUUCGUCGACGUCACCGACACGACUAUCGGCCUGAAGUGGAACCCACUGAACUAUACGGCGGUCACAGGCUACCGUAUCACGGUUAUGGCAGCCGGGGAGAGCGUACCCAUAUUCGAGGACAUGGUGGAGGCCACCACCGGGUACUACACCGUGUACGGACUGGAGCCCGGCAUCGAUUAUGACAUUUCAGUCAUCACCGUGACAGAGAGUGGAGAGAGCGAGCCUACCACACUCACGCAGCAAACUGCCGUUCCUGCCCCUACUAACCUGGGUUUCCCCGAGGUGGGUCCUGACAGUAUGCAGGUGACCUGGACAGCUCCUGUGGUUCCUAACCCCGCUGACAUCAGCAGCUUCGUUAUUCGCUACCACCCCAUCGAUGACGAGGAUGACAUCACAGAAAGCAGCGUCGGAAGGAACGCCGACACCGUGGUUCUUAAGAAUCUGAUUUCCAACAAGGAGUACCUGGUCAGUGUGGUGUGUGUCUAUGAAGCGAGGGAGAGCUCCCCUCUGGUCGGCACCCACAAAACAACUCUGGACUCCCCCAGCGGUCUACGGUUCUCAGAAAUCCUGACCAACUCCUUCACGGUGCACUGGCAGGCCCCCAACGCCAUCAUCACUGGCUACCGGAUUCGUUACCAGAUGACCAGCGGCGGGCGGGCCAAGGACGAGAGGCUGCCGCCAUCCAGGAACCACUUCACCCUGACCGGGCUGACCCCCGAGACGGAAUACAUCGUCAACAUCUAUGCCGUCAGCGGCCAGCAGGACAGCAAGCCGCUCACCGGCAAACAGAAAACCAUCUCUGAUGCUCCUACUGACCUGGAGGUAGUGUCCUCCUCCCCCACCAGUGUCACAGUCCGCUGGGACGCCCCCUCUGUUACCGUGAGGUACUACAGGAUCACCCAUGGAGAGUCAGGUCUGUCCGGUGGCCACAGCACCCCUAAAGAGUUCACUGUGCCUGGUUCCCAGUCUACUGCCACCAUCCAGAACCUGAGGCCUGGUACUGACUACACCAUCACGGUCUACGCUGUGACCGGCAGAGGGGACAGCCCAGCCUCCAGCACACCCAUUUAUGUCACCCACAAGACAGAUAUUGACUCUCCUUUGGAGAUGAAGGUGACCGACGUUAAGGACAGCACCAUCACCGUGAGGUGGUCCCCGGCCCAGGGGCCCGUCCAAGGGUACAGGAUCACUGGGGUCCCCAAGAACGGACAGGGUCCCUCCUUCUCUGAGACCGUUGCUCCAGAUCAGACUGAGAUGACGUUCUCUGGCCUGCAGCCCACGGUAGAGUACAUCCUCAGUGUGUAUGCUCUGGGACAGGACGGAGAGAGCCCUCCCCUGGUUGAGACUGCUGUCACUGCCGUGGGUCGCCCCACAGACCUGACCUUCUCUAAUGUUGACUCCACCUCCAUGACCAUUUCCUGGGACUCGCCCGACGGCCAGGUGACGUCGUACCGCGUCCUGUACGCCAGCCCCGACGAGGGCGAGAGGGAGCUGCGCCCCGCACCCCGCGGAGACGAUGAAUCGGCAACGAUCCACGGCCUGCGACCCGGAAGUGAAUACACUGUGAAGGUCAUCGCCAUGCACGACCGUACUCCCAGUCCUCCGCUGGUGGGCGUUCAGGCCACAGCCAUCCCUGCCCCCACCAACCUUGAAUUCUCCCAGAUCACCUCCUCCUCCUUCACCAUCAACUGGCGCACCACGUUCAAUGCCCGUCUGACCGGGUACCGGGUGGUCGUCAACCCCAAGAACAAGAGCGGUCCCACCAAGGAGAUGAAUGUUGCUCCCGACACCACACAGGUCCACGUGCCGGGACUCAUGGUUGCCACUAUGUAUGAGGUGCAUGUUUACGCCCUGAAGAACUCUCUGACGAGCCGCCCAGUUCAAGGAGAGGUCACAACACUGGACAACAUCAGUCCUCCUCGUCGCGUGCGUAUCUCUGACGUAAAGGACUCCUCCAUCACGCUGACCUGGAGAUCCAAGACCGAGACCAUCUCUGGCUUCCUGGUUGAGGCCACGCCCACCACCGGAGGCCGCACCCCCAUCCAGAGGACCAUCGCCCCUGAUUCCCGCACCUACACCAUACAAGGUCUUCAGCCUGGCUCAACCUACAAGAUCAACAUAUACACUCUGAACGGCAAUGGCCGCAGUGCUCCCUUCACCCUCACUGCCACCACAGCUAAGCCUGUGGUGUCUCCCCCCACCAACAUCCGGUUCACCUCUCUGACCCCUAGCAGCAUCUCCUUUACCUGGGAGGGGUCCCGUAGUGCCGGGGUCACCGGGUAUUACGUCACCUACGAGGAGGCGGGGGGCAUCCCCCGAGAACUCACCCCACGACCCACCGCUUCCCGCAGCCAAGCCAUCAUCACUGGUCUGAAACCAGGAACUGAAUACGUCAUCAAGAUCGUCACCCUGCAGAAUGCUCUGAGAAGCACUCCUCUCGUGGGCAAGGCUAGAACUCAACUGGCAUCCCAGCUCCCUGUGUCCCACCGGCCCAGCCCCGACAUCCUGGAUGUGCCCGAGGACAACCCCAACUUCAACGAGAACCACGUCCAGCUGGUGGGGACUAACGGCCAGGACACGCUGGGCCAGCAGGGCCAGCACAUCUACACAGAGUACCAGAGCCUGGGCCCCAACCCCAACGUCAGGGACAACCAGGGCCCAGCUAUCCACCACCGUGAACCCCUGGUCUACAUCCCCGUCCCAGGCCCCGAUGGCCAGAGAGUGCCCCUGGUCCGGGUGAGCGAGGGUCCGUUAUCGGGUCUUCCGUUUGGGUUCCCUGAGAAUGAGACCGGGUUUGGGGUGCCGCAGGAGGCCCAGACACACACAACCAUCUCAUGGCAGGGUGUUCCCCAGAGCUCAGAGUACAUGGUAUCCUGUAGCCCCAUCACCAACCUCGAAGAGAAGAUGUUCCAGAUGCGAUUACCAGGCACUUCUACCAGUGCCACUCUGAUCGGGUUGACGUCGGGAGCCUCCUAUAAUGUCAUUGUGGAGGCCAUGAGAGGGCAGGGCAGGGAGAAGGUCCUGGAGAAGAUAGUCACCGCUGGCAACGCUGUUCCAGGAGACCACCACCCCUCCAACAGAGACGUGUGUUAUGACACGUUCACAGCCACCUACCAUGAUGUGGGUGCAGAGUGGGAGCGUAUGUCAGAGACAGGCUUUAAGCUGUGGUGCAGGUGUCUGGGGCUGGGCAGUGGCCAUUUCAGAUGUGAUUCAUCCAAGUGGUGUCAUGACAGCGGGAACAACUACCGCAUAGGAGAGAAGUGGGAUCGUCACGCUGAGAAUGGUCACAUGAUGAGCUGUGCUUGUUUAGGCAACGGGAAGGGAGAGUUCAAGUGCGAGCCACAUGAGUCGACGUGUUAUGACGAGGGGAAGAUGUACCAGGUGGGCAACCAGUGGCAGAAGGAAUACCUGGGAGCUAUCUGUACCUGCACCUGUUACGGAGGACAGCAGGGCUGGCGCUGUGAGAACUGCAGGAGACCGGGAGCUCAGACUGAUGUAGAUGUGGAUCUGCUACAGCCUCAAAUACACCAAGACGCAUUCGACCGCUACAGGGAGAACGCCCUGAAGAAACUGAACAUCCAGUGCCCUAUAGAGUGUCUGAGACCAGAUCUCCUAGCAGACGUACAGCAACCCUCCGAGUAAAGAAGGAGAGGGGAACCACAUCCUCCUCCUCAUCCUCUACUCACAUUACAGGACCUUCAGAAAGUAUUCCCAUCCCUGGACUUAUUCCACAACUUGUUGUUACAGCCUGAAUUCAA